UGGAGCGGUCGAAACUUGGAAUAAGUUUGAGACUCAUCUGAAGCUGCAUAGUUACUGUAAUCUUAUCGUGUUGGAGGAGUUUUAACCAUCAGUUUUUGAGUUCGUGACAACGCUAAUCACCUUCAGUCACCAUCCGUCUGAAGGCUGGACACCAUGUCUUGGUGUUAUUGAAUUUUUGGGAUAGAAAGUGGAAAGUUUUUGAGAUCUUCUUCACCGCGGAAAAAGAAUUUCUCUCAUUUGUGGCAAAAUGAAUAAUUGGAUUUAUGGCGGGACCGGCACUUCUCGCCUUAGCAGCCGAAGCGCCCUCUCGCUAAAACGGCGGAAAGUUAGAAAAAUGGCUGACGACGAACAAAAAAAUCUUCAAAUAGAAUUUGAAUGGAUUCUACAUGAAGAAGUGCACGCAGUGCUGAAGCAACUCCACACAAUCCUUGUGGAGUGUGCACGACGUUUCCCGGUGCCUCUCUACGACAAUGAGGGCAAGAAACAGGAUAAAUUUGUGUUGACAGUGCCUCAGGAUCAGCUAAAGUGUGUCGUGACACUCACGGGGGAUGCCAUCACGCAUGCAGAUAUUAGCUUCAAAGUUCAGAGGCAUCAUCAGCAGGGUCAUCAAAAUCAACGGACUAGCAUUAAUCAGGAUUCACCGUGGAAACUUCAGCAGGUUCAGGAUGCUGCAAAUCACCUUCAGCAGGCUAUCAAUCACAUUGAUAAUGUUGAUGAGAAUUACACAUUCAAGACAUCUGAUGAAGUUCUUCAUGUUUUGGGGAACAUUCUUGGCGCUCUGCAGCGUGGAAGAACGAGUCUCGUAAUCCCAAAGAAGAAAUCAAUUGACGAAUUAAUGAAAAGUAGAAAUAUGAAAUCCCUUUCACCCAAUCUUCCGGAAGAUCUCGCAAUCAGCUUCUAUCUACAGAGCCACAAACUCAUAUUUGCUGUGUAUCAACUCACCAAUAUUCAGGGUACAAUGAAAUUCGAUUCGUAUCAGGGUGAGUGCUCCGUGCCGUGGCUCAACGAUGUCCUCGUGCUCUUUACUGUAUCCCUACAAUUGUGUCAACAGCUCAAAGAUAAGAUUUCUGUAUUUUCACAAUACAAAGAUUUCACAGUGGGGUCACGAUCGGUAUCAGCGUUGUCCUACUGAAUGAUGUUCUCAAUAAAUAGUCUACUUACAAUUCUCUUUCAAUAGCAGCGAAGCACACGAGAGGGGAGAAAUUUAUGCAAAUUAACAGGAUACUAAUUGACUGUGUCAAUUAUUGCCAAGAUUCUCGACAAACAGGCGCGAGGAGGGAAAAACUCUUCUCGAUUGAUUUAUGUGACAAGGAGGGUUCUUGCGGAUAUAAAAAAACAACCAAAAAGAAUUCAAUAAUGCAAAUUAUAUUGUGAGAUAAAAUAAGAAAUCUUUCUGACGUUCAAAUUUUGGGAGAAGUUUAGGCACACCCAGGGUUUUUUUUCGGUGCGUUGUUAAAAGAGGCAUUAAUAUUUUGAAAAAAAAAAAAAAUUGCCCAAUGCUUAAAGUCAUGUAGAUAGUCAUCUUAAUCGGUGGAUAUUAACUUAAACUCACAUGAUAAUUGUCUCAAGCGAGACAAGAGACGAAGAAGGUGAGAUUCAAGGUGAGACAAUAAAUCAUAACGAUAGAGUUUCCACAGAGACAUUUUACUGAUGAGAUAAAUAUUUAAACCGGAAAUAUUUUGAGUAUUAUUAUGAAUAUUUGGGGGGAAAAAUGUGUUUCAAUACCCGGAAUAACUCCACUUUCAUCUCUCAUCGACAAAUUAAUAAAAUAAUAAUAAACAAUGGUAGUUAUUGUUUUAAUGUUUAAAUUCAUUCAUAUCGAGUGCAAAUAUUUUUUUAUUAGGUAAACGCAAUUUUCACAAAUUGUGAAAAAGUGAAAUAUGUUAUAACAAAGUGUUUGAAAUAAUGAAAAUUAAAGUCUUCAUCUAUUAAUUUAUUCCUUUUUUUCAUUUUUUUUUAUAGGAGCACAAUAAUAAUAAAAAUAUAACCCGAAAUAAAUUAUUUCAACGUUAAAUACAUGCAUUAUUUAUUUCUUAAAAUGAUUUAUACAUUUUUUUAUUAUUUAAUAGUUUAAAAAAUUGGAAAAAGGAUUUAUUUAACAUCUAAAUUUGCACUUUUUCUGUUUCGUUUUAUUUUUAUUUUUUGUAGGAAUUACAAAUGAGCUGGUAAGUUAAGGUACGAAAGGUUAUUUUUUCAGUGUAUAAAAUAAUUGGAGAAUGAUUAAACUUUAAUGGGAAUUAAAUAAAAUAAAAUUAUAGAAAGGUCAUAUUUUUAGAUUAAUGGUUGGAAAGGUCAAAAUUUUAUCUCACAGAGGUUUUCUUAGACAGGUAUUUCAGUUUUAAGGGACUAGUUUUUCACAUUUUAGCCUAUUUUGCAUCAUGAUUAGUUGUUAAACUUAAAAAAAUAUAUCUUUGAUCUGAUUUAAUCAAAGCAUAAGAUGUUAAAAAUAAAUUUUAAUGAAUUAUAUUUAUUGGAAAGUUCAUAAGGGCUCCUAAUAACGUAUUAAAAUUUAGAAUUUUAACUUUUAUAAAAUACGUGAUACAGCAAUAAUAAAAUUUGAUGGAAAUUCA
This is a messenger RNA of Lutzomyia longipalpis, 2570 nucleotides long. RefSeq names its product protein rogdi (gene rogdi). The transcript has 7 exons. The record is from RefSeq and is a predicted model, not a curated record. Gene Ontology annotation, cellular component: RAVE complex. Lineage: Eukaryota; Metazoa; Arthropoda; Insecta; Diptera; Psychodidae. Bases 248 to 1132 code for a protein of 294 amino acids.